Molecule: messenger RNA, 381 nt
Organism: Anisakis simplex (herring worm)
Lineage: Eukaryota; Metazoa; Nematoda; Chromadorea; Rhabditida; Anisakidae
Source: the annotation of a GenBank genome assembly
AUGAUUUUGAAUGAUUUCAGUCAACGAGUUCAUACAACUUUAUCUAUUUGUGUUGAAACGGUGGAUUUCGAUGCGGUCGCGUGCACACUUCAUUUGAAGGGUAAAAACGUUGUCGAAAAUGAACACGUCAAAAUGGGUCAAUACCACACACUCGAUCUUAUGCUCGGCAAAAAAUUUCAACUUUAUAAACCAUGUUGGGACAUUGUGGAUAUGGAUCGUUUGAAUAUGGCUCUCGACGUGACACAGCAUGCCGAUGUGGCUGCAGUUGUUAUGCACGAAGGUCUUGCGCACGUUUGCCUUCUGACCGCAUCGAUGACAAUUGUUCGAGCGAAGAUCGAUAUGCAGAUACCACGGAAACGGAAGGGUUUAUCGGGUCAUCAC